Molecule: messenger RNA, 216 nt
Organism: Caenorhabditis bovis
Lineage: Eukaryota; Metazoa; Nematoda; Chromadorea; Rhabditida; Rhabditidae
Source: the annotation of a GenBank genome assembly
AUGGACCGCUGGACGGAACAUGAAGAACUCAGCCGAAUUGGGAGCGCGCUGAUUCUGAGGACUCUUGGAUUUCCAGGAUCCCCCAGAAUCUGGUCAUCUGGAAUUCCAAAAAUCGCCAUUGCCCCAUACAUCUAUAUCACCGCUGCCUCCCCCGCACCCCGUCGUCGCCCGCCAUCAAUGGUCCGUCGAUUUCUAAUGGAUCGUCGCUCGCGAUAA